Messenger RNA from Plasmopara halstedii, 1272 nucleotides. RefSeq names its product protein iws1 homolog. The coding region runs from base 1 to 1272 and encodes 423 amino acids. The record is from RefSeq and is a predicted model, not a curated record. Gene Ontology annotation, biological process: poly(A)+ mRNA export from nucleus. Gene Ontology annotation, cellular component: nucleus. Lineage: Eukaryota; Oomycota; Peronosporomycetes; Peronosporales; Peronosporaceae. The transcript has 8 exons.
AUGGGAAGCUCUGACGAAGAUGAGCGUAAGAAGCGCAGCAUUAAUGAGAUGUUUGGUGAUGAAGAUUCCGACGAUUCUGGUGACGAGCAGCUUCCUCGUCAAAUUGCCGCUACUACGACUGCCGAUGCUUCAGGUCUUUUUGGCUCCGACUCGGAAAGUGAAGAUGAAGAAAAACAAGCUAAGCAUCCAGUCUCGCCUCCUUCAAAACGUGUGAAAAAGGAGGAAAUCCAUGCUCCGGAAGGAGAUGAAUAUGACUCUGGAGAUGACGUAGUAGCUACAAAAGAUGACGACGAUUUUAUUGACGGAGACGAUGAUCUGGCUGAUGUACUGGGUGAAUAUAAUCAAGAACAUCAGCAGUUUGAUGAUGAACGGCCAACUAGUGAGCUGCAGCCACUCCAAGAGCAGAAAGACGACUUUUUUGAAAACACAUUGAAAAAUCUCAAGACUGGACGCGCUCGCUCUAAGCUUAAUUUAUCGCCACAAGAGAUGGAACAAAUUACGCAGGAGGUUCUCUACCGCAUGGACAAGGCUUAUGCUGAUGACUUAGUAAGUAUUGCAGAACGUCGGCCAGCCUUGGAAAAGAUCAAGUUUGUGGAUAAUGCAUUGCAUAUUUUACGUAAAGUGCAAUUCCAGCCGAUGCUGCUCGAUUUUGACCUGCUCACGAUUGUUAAAAAGUGGAUUCAGCCUUUUGAAGAUGGCACAUUACCAAAUGUUGGUUUGCGAACCAAGAUACUUGAUAUGGUUAGCAAAAUGCCAGUGUUUAAAGAGCAUUUGAAGCGCAGUGGACUUGGAAAAGUUGUAAUGGUUUUGAUGAAGCACCCGCAAGAGACAAUCGAGAACAAAGAGCUAUGCCGCAGUUUGGUGGAGCGCUGGAGCCGUGCAGUCUUUAAUAAGACGCUAGACUUUUCUAAGCUUGCUGAACUGGAAGCAGAGAAGGCAGAGAAUGAAAUUUACCGCCGUCGAGAGCGAGCGCGCAGGCAGAAAAAGUCGAAAACUAAAAUGCGUGCUGCUGACCGUGGUGGCAACGUGUUUAAUGGGCGUAGUGCCGAAUUGGACGUUAAAUUUGACGUAUCAGAACGUGCUGAGUUACCAGAGCAACUGCACAUCGAUUUUCUGCUUCGUCCUCAAUCCAAAGUCGAUAUGAGUGCUGCUCAAGCUAAAAAAGUCGAUCCGGAUUCUCGUAAAGCGCGCUUGGUUAAACGAAUGCAAGAAAUCGCGAGGCCUGGCAGGAAGACAAAACGUGCGACGGGUGUCAGCGUUGAAGGCAGAUAA